This is a messenger RNA of Thlaspi arvense, 2060 nucleotides long. The record is from the annotation of a GenBank genome assembly. Lineage: Eukaryota; Viridiplantae; Streptophyta; Magnoliopsida; Brassicales; Brassicaceae.
AUUUCACUUCCGGACAAAAAUAAUAAUAACACUUUGUUGAUUAGUAAUUCUCAUGAUUCUCGUUAACGGAGCCGCUUCUUCGACCCUUGCUAACGCCGCUCGGGUUUCUGGAAUUCGAACCAUGAAUCGCAAAAUUUACGGAACUGUAUCUUCUUCUAAACCCUUCUCCCUGAAAAUCGAACACCCUCCCUCCGAUCCAAACACAGAACCAGGCAAUGGGGCUUCUUCUGUGUCGGGGACUCGAGUAUACACCCGGAAGAAAAGGCUAAAACAGGAAUCUUUGGAGCCUCUGGAGAAAGAUUCCCAGCUAUGUGUAUUGCCCGAUAUAGAAGAAUUUGCUUUCAAAAAGAACACUAGAUCUUCUUCUUCUUCAUCCAGGAGGUCAACCGAAACUAGCAUCAAUGUGACUUCAGCCAAAACAGCAGGAAACGCGCCUGAAAACUGGGUAAAAGUGCUCGAGGGCAUUCGUCAAAUGAGAUCAUCUGGAGACGCACCGGUUGAUUCUAUGGGAUGUGAUAAAGCUGGAAGCUUUCUACCUCCUACGGAAAGAAGAUUUGCUGUCUUGCUAGGAUCACUUCUCUCAAGCCAGACAAAAGAUCAAGUUAAUAACGCUGCAAUACAUCGUCUUCAUCAGAACGGCCUUCUCACGCCCGAAGCCAUUGACAAAGCUAAUGAAUCAACCAUAAGAGAACUGAUCUAUCCGGUUGGAUUUUAUACAAGGAAAGCUACAUAUAUGAAGAAAAUAGCUAAAAUCUGUCUAGAGAAAUAUAACGGAGACAUUCCAAGCUCUUUGGACGAUCUACUUGCGCUUCCGGGGAUUGGUCCUAAGAUGGCCCAUCUGAUUCUGCAUAUAGCAUGGAAUGAUGUUCAAGGUAUCUGUGUAGAUACACACGUGCAUCGCAUUUGUAAUCGACUUGGUUGGGUGUCUCGACCAGGAAUCAAACAGAAAACUUCGACUCCAGAGGAAACAAGAGUAGCAUUGCAACAAUGGCUUCCAAAGGAAGAAUGGGUUGCCAUUAACCCGCUUUUGGUGGGAUUUGGACAAACGAUUUGCACACCGUUGAGACCUCGUUGCGAAACUUGCAGUGUAGCGAAGCUUUGUCCUGCUGCGUUCAAAGAGACAUCAACAAGUCCAUCACCCAAGUUGAAGAAAUCUAAGCAAAGCAAACAACUGUGAUCCAAAAUCCGGGCCUUUUGUAUCUUGACAAAAAAAUGUUAUAUAACUUUUCUAUAUGCAAUCAAAACGUAUCUACUUGACAAGUAUCCUCGUGCUGAUUUAGAAUGUUCUUCUAAUCGUAAUCUUUUGUUUUUUGUUUCUCUUUGUCCUUACCAGACACUAGUGAAUUUCGUUUCUCUUCUUCUUUACCUGGUGGCAUCUUUGACGCUUGUGCAUUGUGGAAGAAUGCUAAAAGUUGACUAAACUCAUAUGGAGUUACUAAAACCGAUCCAGAUUAACUUGGAUUGUGACAAUCCAACUGGAUUGACCAGCAAAAGAUGAAACCACCACAACUUCAGCUUGGAAGAAAGAUUUUGAAGGAAGAGCAGUGAUGUUUAAAAAGUGAUCCACGUAGAAAGUAGAUUCCAAAUUCUCAGCACCGUUCAAGUAAUCACCAUCAAUAAUUUCGUGAUCAUCCUCCUACCAAACCAGUGAGAAGAAGAGUUUUCAACUUGAUCGGAAAGACCAUAGUGAAUACUUGCCCACCUGGAAAUUGUUUGCCCUAACUACAUGGCUCCACCCAUUGUACAACACCAUGUUCUAUUUCCAUUGCUUCAGUUGAAGCUUAUGCUUGUUGGACUUGGGAUCAACAAAGACAAUGUCUACUCCUUUUUUAUGAGCCGCCUUAACACAUUUUUGUAACGUUUUUUUUUCUUCAUCGCUUAGAAAAUUGUCACUCACCACUUUCUUGAAAUGUAACAUGAACCUCACUUGAUUAUUACUCGGAAGAUAUGGAUUUUAGUUCUUCCUAAAACCAUAUCUUUUUGUACUUCUUUUGAACUAUUAUGUGUAAAACAAAAAUCUUGUCUCAUUUUACAUUCUCUAUUAUAAUAAAGGUAUUAUA